This is a messenger RNA of Parascedosporium putredinis, 675 nucleotides long. NCBI's taxonomy places the organism in Eukaryota, Fungi, Ascomycota, Sordariomycetes, Microascales, Microascaceae. The record is from the annotation of a GenBank genome assembly.
AUGGAGACAGCGCCAGCCGCACUCCUCUUCGCCGAGGGUCUGCAUUAUUUCGCCGACUCGCGGAACCGCUCCCUCUUUGAAAUCUUCCCCACCUUUCGUUGGGUGUUUCCCCAGGCUCCCCUCUCCGUGCCCAGCGGGUUCCCCAACGAUCGGAUGCACCAAUGGUUUGACGUGUGGAACAUUCGGGAUUUCAGCGAGCAGGAGGACCUGCAGAGCCCCGGCCUCAAAAAGAGCGUCGACUCGCCAGGGGGCGCCACGAGCAUACAUACCCUGCUCAACCUGAAAGCGUCGUCCAUGCGCACGGGUACCCCGGACGGCGGAGAGGCCGCCGAGGCCGGCCGAAUCCGGCCGAGCUUGGGCGCGGUGAUUGGUAUUUCGUGUCGUUUGCCGUUUCCGAGACCGACGCUCGCGGAGACGAGACGCACGCUGGGCGCAGAGGGCGAUGACGACGACGAGACCGAGGUUUUGAGGAACACGCCCGUGUUGCUCGAGCACUGCGCCGACGAUCGUACCGUCUUGGUGGAGGCGGGGCGGGCUCUCCGGGACAAGCUGGUCGAGUACGGGGGCCAGGUGACUUGGAAGGAAUACCCAGACGGGGGCCACUGGCUCAACUGGCCGGCUGGCGCAGACGACGUUGUCGAGUUUCUGCAGAAUGUGUUUGAUCUUGCCCGCUAG